Messenger RNA from Pogona vitticeps (central bearded dragon), 1857 nucleotides. Lineage: Eukaryota; Metazoa; Chordata; Lepidosauria; Squamata; Agamidae. The record is from RefSeq and is a predicted model, not a curated record.
ACAGAGCACAAGGAGACUUUUCUCAGAACUCACUCCCACACCAUCUUAUUUUAUCUGAUCAGAUCUUGACGCCUCCUUGGAUGGGUAUGUAACCGGGCAAACUGAACUAAUUUUGGAAGGUUUGUUAACAUUCAGUCCAGUCCUAUCAUUAAGGAAAUUCCACUCUGGAUCAUUCUGCUCCUUCCCCCAGGACCUUCCCUCUUAUAUAGAGGGUUCUAAAAACCUCUUAGACUGACUUAUCAGAUUCCCAGAAAGAUGAUCAUGUCUUCGCCUCUCCUGUUCCUCACUGUGACUUCCUCGGUUGCUGCAAGUCGUUUCACCCUCAGUGAAAUACCGGUACCAAGGCAAGCAGAGAAUGAAUGCAUCUGCAGCAUAGUGAUCCCUGACAGCUUCCCUUCACAAAUGAUCGAUUUUGCAGAAGAUGCCCUCAGGAACCUGACCCAGCUUGUCCAAGAGGAGAUGGAGAAGAUUAUACCAAUCAUUCAGAACAUAACAUCAUAUAAUGAUGCAGUGAAUAAUAUGACAAAUGCUAUACUAGAUAUAGAGACAAAUGGCAUCAAGGAUGAAGCAGAUUAUCUGAAAACUACAAAUGAAAUUGGCAAGCUGGCAAAUGCAUCUGACUUUCUCGUCACUCUCCUAAAUGAAACAGAUGAUGUGAUUGAGAACAUCCUUAACCAGGUCAACAAUGUCUCCAGUGUGGUGUGGCAGCUAGAAAGUUUUGAUAAGAAUGGGGUAUUGGUGACACACAGAGAAAUGGCUGCCCUCCGGAAACAACUGGCUGAGUGUGAAGAUGCUAUAACAAACCUCAACUUUGGUGUACCUGCAGUUGGCCGGUUGACUCAUGAGUAUGGUAAAUGUGAUCAAAAAGAGAUGGUGAACAUUAGCAAGCCUUUCAUAGUGAAGCUGAACUGGCGAGGUUUCAGCUACAAAUACGGAGCUUGGGGAAAGGACUUUGCCAUCAACAACAAGAAUCCAGAUAUGUACUGGGUUGCUCCACUCAACACAGACGAACGCUUAAUGGAGACCUACCGCCUCUAUAACACGUACAAAGACCUGCUCUUGUACAAAAACCAAAUAGAAAAAAGCCUUUCGCAAUUUGUUGGCUUCAGCUGGAACUACAUGAACUGUGGCCAGGGAAGUGGAGGAAUCUUAUACAAUGGCAGCUUCUACUACAACUGUCACAACUCCAGGAACCUCUGCAAGCUGGAUAUUGUCACCAAUAACUUCAAGCGCAAGACGAUGGAGGGGGCGGCUUUCAACAACUGGUUUUCCUACAUGGGUGUUAGAUGGCAGGACUUUGAUUUUGCCGGAGAUGAGAAAGGUCUAUGGGUUGUCUAUUCAACAGAAAACAGCAAGGGGAAAAUAACCAUUGCACAACUCGAUCCUGAAAACCUAGAUACAAUCAAGAAAUGGGAAACAGCAUUGUAUAAGACGAAUAUAACCAACACAUUCAUGAUCUGCGGCGUGCUGUAUGCUCUCAAGCGACAGACUGCCCAUAAAGAGACAAUAUUUUACACCUAUGACACUAAUACAGGCAAAGAAGGCACUUUAAACAUUGCCCUAGAAAAACUCUCAGAUACACCACAAAGUGUGAGCUACAACCCGAACGAUCACAAGAUAUACAUGUAUAAUGAUGGCUACCUGGUUACUUAUGAUGUUAUAUUCAAGCCCCGGCCCAUGACCACCUGACGGAGUGUGGCCACUGUGAAUGGGCAGAAUUCUCUUAUGACAGUUCACAAAGGGUGGCAGCAAUUUGCAGUAAUAUGAGACAGAGAAGGAGGGAGGGAGGGAAAGACAGCUAAGACCAGCUGUGUGUAUCAGUCAUCUACUGGCACAGAUUUUUAACAUAUCUAAAUA